AUGAGUGCGUGUGCUGCUGUGACGAACGCAGAAGAGGAGGACAGCGAUGUGGACGCGUGGGCCGUGGAGCUUGAGGCGGCGCUGGACUGUGGACGAGAUGAUACGUGUCGCUUGGUGGGUGACGGGUCUGCUCAUCGGUCGGAUGCAAUUGGACCGAUGGAAGUGACCAAAGAAGUGGGAGUGGAGGAGGAGGAAGAGGAGGAGAAAAAAGAGGCGGAAGGAGGUGAGAUGGUCGACAAGGCAGCGGCAGUCGAAGCUUCUGGUUGGUCAGCUGCUGCGACGUUGCCGCACGAAGUGCUAGCGCUCAUCCUCAGCUUCGGUCAAGUCGGGCGCGUGUGCAAGUCGUGGAGUCUCGCAAGCAUUGCAGUCGCCCGUCGUCGCUUCUCGUCGCGACUCACGGACAUUUUGCGUCCCUUGGACUCGAAAGCAGUGAUACUGGCGCUGGAUGUGGAGGAGGAACUCUAUGCAGCAUACGGUCAGAGGUGCGGCCACUCGUUGACGAAAGCGUACGCGCACAAGGCACGAACGCUGCUAUUCAACCUGAAGGAUGCACGGAACGUCGAUCUGCGCAACCGACUCGUGUCGGGUGACCUGCCGACGCACAAUCUGGUGCGCAUGAGCGGCCCCGACAUGGCCAAUCCGCAGCUCGUGCGUCAGCGGAAGGAGUGGAUCAAGAAGCGCACACACGAAGUGAUGCGCGACGGCCGCGAAGUCGAGGGCUUCGAGUCGGACCUGUUUGAGUGCCGCAACUGCGGCAGCUCACGGACACGCUAUCGCCAGUGGCGUCGCAAGGCUGUGGUCGACCGUACGCGGAUCAUCAUCAUAUGUCUGAGGUGUCCGUAUCGAUGGGAGCUGUAG
Molecule: messenger RNA, 858 nt
Organism: Hyaloperonospora brassicae
Lineage: Eukaryota; Oomycota; Peronosporomycetes; Peronosporales; Peronosporaceae
Source: the annotation of a GenBank genome assembly